Molecule: messenger RNA, 786 nt
Organism: Brassicogethes aeneus
Lineage: Eukaryota; Metazoa; Arthropoda; Insecta; Coleoptera; Nitidulidae
Source: the annotation of a GenBank genome assembly
CGUAUACGUGUUUUCUAAAAAUAACAACAUCAACAUAACCUCAAAAAUCAGUGAAAGCUCGAAUUUUACGUGUAGAGAGUGCGCGUUAAAAAUGAACAUUCCCUAUGGAAAAUUGACGAUUUAUUUACUAACUUUUGUCGGGUACAUUUACUCCGGUUAUGGUUCGGGUAUUUUAGGUAACUUGAGGGAUGCCGUCCUAUCGGCGGAAAGCGUUUUCGGCGACGUUUUCAAGAACGUCAUCAAUUUGGCGCAGAAAUUUAGAAAUCUGCACGACGUUUUUGAUGCUGCGGUGGACGAAGAGUGCAUUUUUAAGUGCCCAAAUGGUUUUCCCCCAAAACCAAACAGAAAUCACGUGCCAAAAGCUGACGGUUGCGGUUCUCUGGGACUCAACAUCAACUCGGAAUAUCUACCGGUUAAAGAGAUGACGAAAUGUUGCGAUUUGCAUGACAUUUGCUACGAUACUUGCAAUAAAAAUAAGGAGACUUGCGAUGUGGACUUUAAAAGAUGCCUUUAUAAAUAUUGCGAUACGUACGAAAAGAGUCUGGGCGGGCCUACAAUAAUGAAAGCUUGUAAAGGUGCAGCUAAAAUGCUCUUCACUGGGACACUCACACUGGGCUGCAAGUCCUAUUUGGAAGCCCAAAAAGUGGCGUGCUAUUGCUCUGAUGCCAAACCUCCCUCAUACGGUUGGAAGGAUAAAAAGAACGCCAAAUAUUCGAGGGGGGAUGGGGAACUUUAGGUUGUUAUUAAUGGUUAAUUUUUGUUUAAAUAAAAUGGCAAUAAAAUGCG